This is a messenger RNA of Suhomyces tanzawaensis NRRL Y-17324, 1332 nucleotides long. It is a transcript of the gene ASR1, whose product is annotated as Asr1p. NCBI's taxonomy places the organism in Eukaryota, Fungi, Ascomycota, Pichiomycetes, Serinales, Debaryomycetaceae. The transcript has a single exon. The record is from RefSeq and is a predicted model, not a curated record. The coding region runs from base 1 to 1332 and encodes 443 amino acids.
AUGGGAUUAACAGACAAAAUUCAAAGCAAGCUCGGUGGUGGUAAGACCGAAGAAUACGACCAAAAGGCCGGAAAGGCCAUUGGUGGUAAGGACGGACUUUCCAGCGAAAUCCAAAAGCAAUACAAGGAUGGUAAGAUCUCUAAGGAAGAGGCCAUCAAGCAAAGUGAUGCCUUGGACAAGAAGGGAGGCCAAUACGUUGGUCGUGACAACUUGAGUGGUGGAGACCAAGGUAUCGGCUCCAGAUUCGGUGGUGGUUCCUCCCACAGCAAGGAAGCAGGCGCUGCUGGUGUUGGUGCCACUGGUGCUGCUGGCGCUGGUGCUGCUGGUGCUUCAGGUAAGCACGGAGACUCCACUUACGGUACCACUGGAACUGACUCCUAUGGUUCCUCUGGCACUGCUGGUGGUGCUUACGGCUCCUCUGGCAAGGAUGCCUAUGGUUCCACUGGAACUGACUCUUACGGUGCUGGCAAGACCUCGCACAGUGCUUCCCACGGUACUUCCCACGGUACUUCCCACGGCUCCCACAGUACCUCUCACGGUUCCCACAGCACUUCUGGUACUGACACUUAUGGCUCUUCUGGUAAGGACGCCUAUGGUGCUGGAAAGGAUGCUUACAGCUCGAACCAAGGUCAUGGCAAGGAAGCUGCCUUAGGUGCCGGUGCUGUCGGUGCCGGUGCUGCUGCCUAUGGCGCUUCUGGCCACAACCAGAGCCACGGAUCCACUGGCCACAACCAAUACGGUUCUUCUGGUACUGACAGCACUUCUGGUGUUUCAGGCACCAAGGGCUACAAUGACACUACUUCCUCUGGAUACCAAUCUGGUACUCACGGAACUACUGGCACUCACGGUACUACUGGCACUCACGGUACUACUGGCACUCACGGUACUACUGGUACUCACGGUACUACUGGUUCUUACGGUACCACUGGCACCCAUGACAGCACCCACGGUUCUCAUGGUUCCCACGGUACUCACGGUACUACCCAUGGUACUACUGGUACCCAUGGAGCUUCCCACGGUUCUACACACACUUCAUCCGGUUACGACAACUCUACUUCUGGCGUUUCUGGUACCAAGGGUUACGGCGACAGCACCUCUUCUCACGGCCACUCCAGUGGUAACGACACCACUGGCGCUGGUGUUGGUGCUGGUUUAGGUUCCGCCACCCAUGGCUCUCACGGCAGUCAUGGCCACGACUCCAAGAGUGGAUUCUCUACUGGUAACGACAAGUUAGAUGCCAAGAUCUCCAAGUUGGACCCACAAGUCCAAGAAAAGGCUAAGGAAGCAUUCCACCAAGGUUACAAUGAUGCCAAGGGUGCUUUCAGAAGCUGA